Molecule: messenger RNA, 1276 nt
Organism: Papaver somniferum (opium poppy)
Lineage: Eukaryota; Viridiplantae; Streptophyta; Magnoliopsida; Ranunculales; Papaveraceae
Exons: 5
Coding region: 1-1257 (418 amino acids)
Biological process (GO): proteolysis
Molecular function (GO): cysteine-type peptidase activity; deNEDDylase activity
Source: RefSeq, a predicted model, not a curated record
AUGCUGCCGAUUCUCAAACAGAAGUAUCCAGUUUUAGAUGCUGAAAAGGCAGAGGAAGCUCGACUGAAGAAGAAUAUGAGCGCCGAAAAAGCUAAAGCAUAUGCUGAGACUCUCCAACUUCUUUCUGAGCUACAGAAGGAUAACGAACCUGGAGUUAGUCAAACAUCAGAGGAAGAUGACGUAACACUUGCCAAGAGACUCGAAGAUAGGCUGGCUACAAAGAGUAAUGAAGUCAAACCAAUAGCGAAGUCGACUACGUCAGUCAUGGACAAGGAGAAGAAAAAGCCGACUAUCUCAGCCAAGGAGAAGAAACUUACUCCAAAAAUCACAUACACCCCUCAGAAGCCACGAGAAUGUGAGAAAGAAAAAGCUAAAGGUGAUCCAAAUCUGCAAGAACUUACUAAAAAAGUGAAGAAUGCACGCAAGUUGUUGAGCCUAAGGAAAUCUCCGUUCUAUAAGGAUUUGAGUUCACAACAAAGAGCGCUUCUCUCUCCUUUUUUUGACAAAGCUACCUCAAUCAACAGUGCUUGGAAAGCUCCUGCUGUGAUUGGUCAUCACAUAUUAUCUGCAGAGACAUUUGAAGAUCUGCUACAUAACAGGGCUUUAGAGGGAGAUCUUAUAAAUUACUGGCAAUACCAACUGAAAAAAGCAUAUCAUAAUGAGCAACCAGUGAAUGGACAGAGAAAGUACAUUCCAGUACUCCACAUUGAUCCAACAGGCUGGUUUUAUUUAAGUGACCCAGUACAUCAAGUAGCAGCAAACACUGCUGUAUUCUUACCCAUCAGGAAUAUGGAGGAAGGAACCAGGAAGAUUAUUAUUCCAAUGUCACACCAAAACGUGCAUUGGACGCUUCUUGUGUAUGAAUGCGAGAAAGGCGAAUUCUUCCACUACAACACUUGGGAAGCUGUAUCCAAAAAUGAGUGUCUCGAUAAUGCUAAUCUUAUGGCAGAAUACUGCUUGUUAGCAAUUAAUGAACGCUUGUCGAGCCUGCGCCUUCCACUUGUAAGCAGAGUAAAGAUGAUUAGUUACCCAACACCUCAACAGGGAGACUAUCCAGAUUGUGCAAUAUAUAUCAUGCACAUCAUGAAGAAAGUUGCAAAGGAGGAAGUAAUUGAUGGAGUGCGAAUGAGCUUGGGAGACCCAGAAGAACUAAAGGACAAAAUACAUAAGAAGAGGAUCUCUUUAGCAUGCAAAAUACUCUCAGCAACAUCUCCUCCUGAGGAGAGCUGGAAUAUUCAUGCUCCAAAAGGUUUUUAAGACAGUGCUUAUAUGAAUU